UGGUCAAAGGCAUUGCAGCAGGCCUUCGAAAAACAUCUUGCCCGCCUCACCGCAUCUGCUAAUUUCCUGCUUUCUUGGGUCGAUAAUCCAGAGUGGCACGCCUUCUGCCACGACUUUAUUCCUGCUGCAAAGGUGCCCUCUCAGUAUACGAUGGCUCGACAUCUUAUUCCUCAGGCGGUGUCAGAGCUUCGUACUGCUGUGAAGCAAGCUGUCAAAGGUCAUGAAUCGACACUUCAGGCCGAUGGCUGGACAGGAAUAAAUAAUCAUCACCUUCUAGCCUUUAUGAUCACGACACAGACAAAGAUACAUACAGUUAAUGUUUACGACGUCUCUAAGGAGCGUAAGACGGCCAACAAGCUUCUCGAAAAGCUUGAGGAAGUAAUAAAGAAUGUUAAUGACUCAUGGGGCUCAAAAGUCAUUGCGGUUGUGACUGACGCUUCUGGAGAG
Messenger RNA from Coniophora puteana RWD-64-598 SS2, 447 nucleotides. RefSeq lists its product as uncharacterized. The annotation marks the transcript as partial. The transcript is spliced from 2 exons. The record is from RefSeq and is a predicted model, not a curated record. NCBI's taxonomy places the organism in Eukaryota, Fungi, Basidiomycota, Agaricomycetes, Boletales, Coniophoraceae.